Molecule: messenger RNA, 1300 nt
Organism: Myripristis murdjan (pinecone soldierfish)
Lineage: Eukaryota; Metazoa; Chordata; Actinopteri; Holocentriformes; Holocentridae
Exons: 10
Coding region: 101-1300 (399 amino acids)
Source: RefSeq, a predicted model, not a curated record
GUGUGUGUAGGUGUUCGUGCUGGAUUUCCCUCCACGCCUGAACAUCGAGCCUGGCCUGCAGGAGCUGUUCCGCCAGGAGUUCCGCCGUGUCGCAGCACGCAUGGGUCUCCCAUACGUGUCUGUGGCAGAGCACCUCCCUCUGGACCGUUUGGAGCUGUGGAGCCGUGACGGUGUGCACCUCAGCGACAGCGAUGGAACGCCGAUCCUCGUCCAGGCCCUGUGGGACGCCGCGGUCCGCCAGCUGACUCCUCCUCCUCCUCCUCCUCCCUCGGUGCCCCCCCGGACAUCGCCUCGUGCCAGGGUCUCCCCCGUGCUGGUCGUGACGGGACACAGCCCCGCGGCUCGUCACCGCAACCCACUGGAGUGGACCGUCGUCGGACAGGAGGGCAAGAUUCGAGCAUCUCCGGUGCAAGAGUCUGUCCUCCCGUCCAACCCCGUCUGGUUCAGCGGCGACAUCCUGGAUGCCAUGGAGAGGGUUUCGCCAUCCUCGGACUGCAGCGUCACUUCCCUUCUGCCAGCUGGCCAGACUUCCCGUGUGAGGCGUUCGCCGAAAGGUGUUGCCACAAGGCGUAGAGGAGGAAAGCGGCAGGUGCUGGCAACACCUUCACCUGCCCGUGUCACCGUGCCUGCCUCCGGGCCCAGACCAGCGGUGCAGCAGGUGGAGACGACAGCCCAGGAGUCGUCCAGCGUGGUGCCAGGGGUGGUCGUCGUCCGGGAGGAGGUCGCCGCAGCGUGCCCAGCCGUCCCGGAGGUGGAGGCGACAGUCCAGGAGUCGGCCAGCGAGGUGCCGGGAGUGGUCGCCGGUCAGGAGGAGGUCGCCGCAUCGUGCCCUGCUGUCCCAGAGGAGCGACAGAAGAUCUUCAAAGCUAAGGCUGUUUUUGUUCCUUCUGUUUGUGUUAAUUUGCCACAGCAGCUGGAAUUAGACGGACAGUUGUUUAGGUUCGGUUUUGGUGACACGGUGUUAGGCGAAGUAGGCGUGACCGAAGGUGAAUACAUCGAUUUCGGUGUAUUCAUCAGCUUGCGGAAUGGACUGGAGCGGAUCUUCAGUCAAUACACCACAUGUCUUUUGACAAUGUGCGGAAACACCACUGCCAUCGUGCGUGAGGGUGGACGGUUCGCUGUGGUCGACAGUCACUCACGCAGUAGCACUGGCUUGUUACACCACAACGGUACAAGCGUGGUUCUGCAUUUCGCGUGUCUCGACGACCUGCACCACUACAUCUGUCGUUUGGCCGACAGUCUCCGUUCGAGGGAGAAGCUCUUUGAGCUGUGUGGUGUCACGGUCAGCACAGCGAGGUGA